This is a messenger RNA of Cladocopium goreaui, 642 nucleotides long. The record is from the annotation of a GenBank genome assembly. NCBI's taxonomy places the organism in Eukaryota, Dinophyceae, Suessiales, Symbiodiniaceae.
AUGGGGCAGGAAAUCUCCUCGCGCGCCUCUUCGCGGACCUCCUGUGGCAGCAGGGGACCGCAGGAGCGAAGCGCGUCCCGCAGAUCCAGCAACGUCUCACAGACGGUGUACACCAACCAGGUGGCCGGAGCUGGGGGUCCCUUCUAUAACCCACAAGACCUGGAGGCGCAGGGACGAAGCAACUCCCGGCGCAGCAGCAACGCCUCGGUGGGAGGUCCUUUCUACAACCCACAGGACAUACAGGCUCAGGGCCGAAGCAGCUCCCGGCGGAGCAGCGCAUCGCAGGUUCCAGCGGGUGGACCUUUCUACACGCCGCAGGAUAUCGCCGGGUCACCAGGUAGCAGGAGAAAUAGCGAAGCGGGCCAAGAGGGGAGCACCUGGGCGCACAAAGUGCCUGGUGACGAUCGGGACUUGGCACCUUCCAGCAGUAAGCUUUCUGUGCAGUCGGGCCGUCGUAUGAGCAAUACCAGUGGCGAUGCUUCUCCGGGUGGUGGAGGCUCUGGCGGCGAAUCGCCUGAGCGGAGAAACGUCUCCAACCAGCCGCGGAGCACCACGCAUGGCACGCACCUGUCCACGGCGGAUGCGCGGUGCCAUGGCAAAAAUGGGGAGUUUAGGGAAGAGAAAAGAGAGAGAAAUGGGUGA